AUGCACGCCACCCGGACGCUGGCCACCGUAUUCCUUGCCGCUGCCAACGCGGCCGGCAGCGUGGACUCGGAUACCGACGCUGGAGGCCCAAACUCAACGUCGAAUGUGCUCACCCGCGACGUGACCAUCAUCGGCGGCGGCGUGACCGGCAGCUACGCGGCAACCUGGCUGCAUGAUAGAGGGUACAGCUUCGCAGUGGUUGAGAAGCAGAGCAACCUAGGUGGACACACGCAGACUUAUACCGACCCUGCCAGCGGCGUGGCCAUCGAGUAUGGCAAUGUCUUUUUCCAGGACACCCCGAAGAUGCGCGACUACAUGCAGCGGUACAACGUCAGCUUCUCCCAGAUACCGCCCAUCAACGACCCCAGCCACGCAAUCAAAUAUUACGACUUUAGUAGUAGUAGUAGUAGUAGUAUUAGUUAA
Messenger RNA from Pyricularia oryzae 70-15, 423 nucleotides. RefSeq lists its product as uncharacterized. The transcript has a single exon. The record is from RefSeq and is a predicted model, not a curated record. Lineage: Eukaryota; Fungi; Ascomycota; Sordariomycetes; Magnaporthales; Pyriculariaceae. The coding region runs from base 1 to 423 and encodes 140 amino acids.